Messenger RNA from Colossoma macropomum (tambaqui), 3804 nucleotides. It is a transcript of the gene c6.2, whose product is annotated as complement component 6. Gene Ontology annotation, molecular function: protein binding. Gene Ontology annotation, biological process: immune response. The coding region runs from base 46 to 3642 and encodes 1198 amino acids. The record is from RefSeq and is a predicted model, not a curated record. NCBI's taxonomy places the organism in Eukaryota, Metazoa, Chordata, Actinopteri, Characiformes, Serrasalmidae. Gene Ontology annotation, cellular component: membrane attack complex. The transcript is spliced from 23 exons.
ACGGAGAGCACGCGCAGAGCCCAGCGCGCCCUGGACGACUGCAGGAUGACGGUGCAGGAGUUCAACACUCUGGUGGCGCUGCACCGUGAGCAGGUCAUCUCCAUCGGAGAGAUCACAGUGGACUGUCCUUCUCUGCGCGCGCAAAUGCACAAGACUCGCACCAAAGGCUGCGCGGUGGCUCAGACCGCCUACCAGAGCCUCACCGUCAUCUCCGGGCCCGAGGACGGGGAAAUCCACCCAGAAAUAUGCAGGCUUUUCAUCCAGCUGCAGUGCUGUCUGGAGAUGUACAUCACGGAGAUGCUGAAGUCGAUGUGUUUGCUGGGUGUGCUGCAGCUUCACAGGAAAGGAAAUGAGCCCUGCCCUGAGCCAAAUGUAGACUGCAGGGUGGAUGAAAGCUCUGAUGUCCCAAUCCUGGAGGACAGAUCAUCAUCACCUGUUGACUUCCCCCAGGAGUCCUGGCUUGUGUGCACAGACAUCGAGAACAUAGAGAGUGACAUGCGAGAGAUGCGAAAUCUGCUAAGCAAACUCAGGGAGACCAUGCCUUUGCCAUUGAAGAAUCAAGAUGACAGCAGUCUGCUGAAUCUGACUCCGUACCCGCUGGUGAGGCAGAGGAAGAGGCGUUUCUCUGGGCUUUGCUGCCUCGUAGUUUUUAGCCCCAGCGCAAACUGCCUGCCUAUGGAUCACGCUGGCUUCCUUCUCAUCUUACUCUUCAUCUUGGCCUCAGUAACAGCCACUUCAGGCUGCUUCUGUGAUCACUACCCAUGGAGCUCAUGGUCCUACUGCACCAAAACCUGUGGGCAGGGGACGCAACAACGUACAAGAAGUGUACGGUAUGAUGACCACUGGAUCAAGAACAAUUGUGCCCGUCUGUGUCAGACACAUGAGAGCAGGGCAUGUGCUGUAGAGGCGUGUCCCAUACACUGCCAAUUAACUGACUUUGGACCGUGGUCAGAGUGCUCACCUUGUGCCAAAAAAAUGUUCAGGAUCAGGUCUGUCCUCAGGCCGGCUCAGUUUGGUGGACAGGACUGUAGUGAAUCUCUGAUGGAGGAAAGACCCUGUCAUACAGCUAAGAAAUGCCAAAUUGAGCCAGUCAACUGCAAGGAGAAGUUCACCUGUGACAGUGGUAGAUGUAUAAAAGCUGUUCUUGAGUGCAACGGUCAAAAUGACUGCUUGGACAACUCUGACGAGAAGAACUGUGGUGCUAUCAAGCGUGUAUGCGCGACAGACAGACAGUUUGCUGGCCUCCCUGGUGCUGAUCUGAUCGGUAACGGAUUUGAUGCUGUUGCAGAGCAGAUGAGGGGAGCUGUUCUAGAUAACACGUACAUGGGGGAGGAAUGCACUCUAAACCGCAGCAGAGCAAACAGGAAGGUCUACCGGAUUCCAGCCAACAUUGAGAACUAUGAGAUCAAAGUGGAGCACAUCGAGGAUAUUAAAGAAAACCCACCAGUGAAAAGUGAACAGAUCUCUUUGAGCAGUGAAAGCUCAAAAUAUGAAUCGCCUCAGCUUUCUGACUUUUAUCGCAGAAUCCCCAUCUUUUUCCGUCUUGUAAGGCGCGCUCAGUCGUCCAGAUCCUUUAAAGAGGAGAUGAAAGCAUUUCAACAAAAGGACUCUAGGAAUUUCAGGACACAUCAGGUUAUAGCCACAGCAUCUUUCAGGACAAAAUCAUCUGACCUGUAUUUAUCAGCUCAGUUUCUGAAGUUCCUCAACAGUCUUCCUCUGGAAUACAACUAUGCCCUCUAUAGGCAGAUCUUUCAGCUGUUCGGGACACACUAUUUUGUCUCGGGUACGCUGGGAGGACAGUAUGACCUGCUUUUCCAAUAUAGCCAUGAGGAGCUGAAAUCUAAGGGUAUGACAGAGGAGCAGGUUCAACAUUGCGUCAGACAAGAAUUUUCCUUCUUCAUCAUCAUUUUUGCCACGUCGUCACAUAGCAGAGGAUGUGGUACCAACAAGGUGACCACUACAUAUGAUGGAUCCUUCCUCCAGACCUCAGAGAAGUCCCUCUCUAUAGUAAAGGGAGGAAGAUCGGAGUACGCUGGAGCUCUGGCCUGGGAACGGAGUGGCGCCCCACCAGACAACACUGCGUACCAAGACUGGAUAAAAUCUACUAUAGACAAUCCCACAAUCAUAGAUUAUGAGCUGGCUCCUCUGGUGAAUUUAGUGCGGGGUUUCCCCUGUGCUGUGACUAAGAGACGGCACAUGGAGAGGGCUCUGGCCGAGUAUCUGGCGACCUUUGACUCCUGUAAGUGUGCCCCUUGUCCAAACAAUGGCCGGCCUGUCCUGGCAGGGACAGAGUGUUUGUGUAUCUGCCAGACCGGGACCUACGGGACCAACUGUGAGAAACGAGCCAAGGACUAUACUUCAGAGGCAGUUGAUGGAUACUGGAACUGCUGGAGCUCUUGGAGUGCUUGUGACUCCUCCUUGAAGAGGCGUCGUACACGUGCCUGCAACAACCCUGCUCCUCAGAGAGGAGGCAAGCCGUGCCAGGGCCCCGAGCGCCAAGAGGAAGAGUGCCCCAUCUCUGUUUUCCAAGAGCAGAAUGUGUGCAUUAACGAUGACGAUUUUGUAACAGAGGGCGACAGUGAGAGUGAAUUGCCUCCGGGAGUGUCUGGCUGUCCCAAACCUAGACCUCCUUCCAACAGCUACCUGAGGAUCAACAAUAGGCAUUAUAAUUAUGGGGAUCAUGAAGAGUUUGUGUGCUUCACUGGUUUCGAGUUGGAUGGCUACCAGCUCAUCCGCUGUCAGAAGGACGGCACCUGGGAGGAACCUAAGGGGCGCUGCUUCAAAUGUGUGUCACUCUACAAACUAGUGAGCAUAUCCAAAUAUCAGUGGCUGAAAAGAAAUUCAAUGGCCACCUGUUUAAUAUCACUCUACUAUUAUACCACACCAUUAAUUGAAAUGCUCAGGAAGGUGCUGCCUUAUUGUCAUUUCUGUCCAGAGAGAAUGUGUUCCAGACCUACAGUUCCAGAGGACAUAAUCAUAAACCCAGGCAAAGUGGAGUACCAUGUCGGAUCCAGUAUCAGGCUGAGCUGCUCUGGCAGUGGCAGAAGCCCAGUGGGGCCGCGCUUCUACGUUUGCACCAGUGCGCUGACCUGGGACCCACCCAUCCCUCAUGAUAUAUACUGCAAAGCUGAUGUUCCUUUUGUACAAGACAGCAAAUGUGGUAAAGGAAAGCGUCAUGAUGGCUCCAAGUGUGUCUGUAUACCUCGAGAGGACUGCAGGACAUAUAAGGAGGACUUCUGCGUUUUGGAUGCAGUGAAAGGAAGCACCAUGAUGAUGUCCUUCUGUGCCUUUCACGCUGGGCGUUGCCAUGGAGAUAAGCUGCAUUUCAUGAACGAUGGGCUGUGCAAAAGUGAUGUGACCAGUCUGGACUGGGCCAAAUUCAGGGCCAGUGUGUCUGAGAAAAGCUCUGUGCAGGAGCCCUGUGGAUCAGACACCUGUUACGAGUGGGAGACCUGCUCAGAAUCAACUACAUGUGUGUGCAAGUAUCCCAGAGACUGUGCAAAGAAUGAGGAACACAUGUACUGUCUGAAUAUUCUGAGACUACAACGCAAACGGACCAUGAAUUUGUGCAGCAUGGCUGCCAUGAAGUGCCAAGGUUAUGAGUUUGAAGUUCUUAGUGACGAUGAAUGUAAGAGCUCCUAAUUUCAUUUACUCUAGUUAGACAUGUCUGUUUUCUAAUCAGAAGGGUCUAGUAUUUUUACUAAGUUCAUGUAUAACUCACUCUUUCAUGGAUAUCACAAACCAUUUUGAACUGUACACAUUGUACUUUUAAUUACUUUGAACUAAAUAUAUGUGUGGAACACA